AUGGGGAAGAUACUCAACGCGGAUCCAACGCGAAUUCAAGUGGCGUCACUCUCCAAUGGAUCGGUGGUGGUGAACACCGUUUUCAUGGUGGUUGGGACUUGGAAUGACAUCAAAUCCACGGACGAGCGCAGUCCAUGGGGUCUCAUUUCAUUACUGAAGGCGCUGCAAGCUGAUACCAGCUCGCAGCUGUACCAAAGCCCGUUCUUCAAGUUCAUCGAUCGCAGUGCUAUGCCGGAGCCGCUGCCGGUUCGACUGUGCGACGAUGGUGUCUUCAGGGUCUUCUGUCCAUAUACCGGAGGCAUUAUGAGCACCGGCGAAGCCCUGGGCAUCCUCUUCCUCGGCAUUGCCAUCGUGCCUUUGGCACUGGGCUGCCUCUGUUGCGGUCUUUGGCACAUUGAUGUUGACAAGGGAUCAGUUGUUGAUGUCGACGACGUCGUCGAGAAGCUUCAGGAGGACCCUAGUCAAGUGGACCCGAAGCUCCAGAUUGAGUAUGCCGAGUCCUGGCUCCAAGGGCGUUUCAUGGGUGAGGAGUGGCAGAAGCAGAGGAAGGUCAUUGCCAGCAUUGCGCCGGGGUCCCAGGGGUCAGGUCUUGUCUGGCGGUUGGACACCAUCUUCGGAAGUUACAUCAUGCUGCAAAAGCGAGUACGGCUCGAGUUAGCUCUCGACUCAGUGAUCACUGAGGUAUUGAGAGCAAGAGUGCUGCGGCACCUCGCCAACACACGUACCCAGCUCUUUCUCGUGCUUCUCAUGUCCUGUUGCAUCCGCUACCUACACAACGCCACGAAAUUUAUAGCUUGUGCUGGAAAGAUUCCUUGCAUGCAGCGUGCGACAACGUCGAACGCUUCAGUACCAGUCGCAAAGAGGCAGAGAAUUCAAUUUGAAGCAGCACAGACAGUGCGUCGUGCUGACGUGCGAAACAUGAACGGUGACAGAGCCGUGAAUAUCAACUCGGAAUUUCAAGCAACAUGA
Molecule: messenger RNA, 969 nt
Organism: Symbiodinium necroappetens
Lineage: Eukaryota; Dinophyceae; Suessiales; Symbiodiniaceae
Source: the annotation of a GenBank genome assembly